AUGAUAUCAGGAGUCUGGUGCUUGUUCGAGUUCCUCCUCUCCAAGCAACUCGAGUUGGAGCUUGUGUUUGCAACCGAUGUUGGUGUCAUAGGAGACGAUGGCUGCACAUCCUUCGACAUUGCGCUGGAGCUUGGCAAGAAGAUCGAGUCUUUGCAAGUCGCGAAUUGCGAUGCUUCAAGUGAUGGGGACAGGACACGUAUCUUCGAUUUCAUCGUGUCGUCGUUGGGCAGCCUAGAGAGCAUGGAUGAACAAAUCAGAGACCUCAUGGGACAGAUGCUGGAGAAAAACCUCGCGAACGUGGGCUUCGCCACAAGCAGUCUUUUACAAAGGUUGGGCCAAAAUGCCAGGUCUGCAAGCGCAUCUGAAACGGUAUCUUUUUGA
Molecule: messenger RNA, 381 nt
Organism: Symbiodinium sp. CCMP2456
Lineage: Eukaryota; Dinophyceae; Suessiales; Symbiodiniaceae
Source: the annotation of a GenBank genome assembly